Eufriesea mexicana is the source of this 1642-nucleotide messenger RNA. Its product is annotated as bleomycin hydrolase. The transcript is spliced from 4 exons. Lineage: Eukaryota; Metazoa; Arthropoda; Insecta; Hymenoptera; Apidae. Gene Ontology annotation, molecular function: cysteine-type aminopeptidase activity. Gene Ontology annotation, cellular component: cytoplasm. The coding region runs from base 162 to 1529 and encodes 455 amino acids. The record is from RefSeq and is a predicted model, not a curated record. Gene Ontology annotation, biological process: response to toxic substance; proteolysis; L-homocysteine catabolic process.
AUGUAACACAUAGAUAACAUUAUCUUUCUUGUUUCGUCUAUCAAACGAGUGGAAUGCAUGCACAAAAGUAGUAUACUUUCAUGAUUUCUAAACUUCGCAUACUACUUGGUGGAAACUCUUAAAUCCAUUGCAGUUAAAGCAAGAAGAAUUCACACAUCACGAUGGUUGCUUCAGGUGUUUUGACACAAGAAAUUCUAGAUGAAUUACGUGCAAAGUUUUAUGAAGAUAAACGCAAUGUUUUGGCACAAAAUGUAUGCACAAGGGCUAAUCCCUUAGAUGCAUGUGUCUCACGAAAAGUUUUGCAAGAAACACAACAUGUAUUCACUCACAAGAUUGUAACAGAAGGAAAACCUAUUACAAAUCAAAAGAGUUCUGGUCGGUGUUGGAUAUUUUCCACUUUAAACAUUAUAAGAUGUGCUUUUAUGAAGCAAUACAAUUUGGAUGAAUUUGAAUUUAGUCAAGCGUAUUUAUUUUUUUGGGAUAAGGUUGAACGAUGUAAUUAUUUUUUGCACAAUAUUGUAAAAACUGCUAAACGAAAUGAAACUGUAGAAGGUCGGUUAGUAUCAUUUUUACUACAUGAUCCUACUUGUGAUGGAGGACAAUGGGAUAUGUUUGUUAAUCUUGUAAAUAGACAUGGUCUUAUUCCUAAAGUCUGUUUCCCAGAGUCAUAUAAUUGCGAAUCUAGUUCACGCAUGAAUACUAUUUUGAAAAGUAAAUUAAGAGAGUAUUCGAAAGUUCUAAGAGGCUUAGUAUCUCGUGAUGCAACAGAUGAAGAAUUGGAAGCUCAAAUUCUGGAACAAAUGGUUGUAAUCUAUCGAAUAAUUGGUAUUUGUUUAGGCAUACCUUCAAAAACAAUUACUUGGGAAUAUUAUGACAAGUCAAAGAAUUAUAAUUGUAUUGGACCUGUUACACCACUAGAAUUUUAUGAAAAACACGUGAAACCUUAUUAUAAUGUAAAUGACAAAGUAUGCUUAGUGACAGAUCCAAGACCAUCUAAUCCAUAUGGGAAACUAUAUACCAUAGAUUGUCUAGGAAACGUUUUGGGUGGGAGACCUACACUAUAUAAUAAUCAACCAGUUGAAGUGUUAAUGAAAUUAUGUGCAGAAAGUAUAAAACAAAGUGAGCCUGUUUGGUUUGGAUGUGAUGUAAACAAACGAUUAGUAGCUAAACAAGGCAUACAAGAUUUGAAAGCAUAUGACUUUGAAUUAAUGUUUGGAACUGAUAUUCAAGUUAAUCUUACAAAAGCAGAUAGAUUACUUUAUGGAGAUUCUAUGAUGGUUCAUGCAAUGGCACUUACAGCUGUUUCAAUUGAUAAUCAAGGUAAAAUUAAACAAUUUCGAGUAGAGAAUUCUUGGGGAGAUGAUCAAGGAUUAAAAGGAUAUCUGUUAUUAACAGCCGAUUGGUUUUCUGAAUUUGUUUUUGAAGCAGUAAUUGAUAAAAAGUUAGUACCAGCUGACAUUUUGGAUGUAUUUAAACAAGAACCUAUUACUUUACCUGCAUGGGAUCCUAUGGGUACACUUGCUCUCUGAUAGUAAUGUAAGCUUAAAAUACUUCAAGAUGAAAUAUUUUAGUUAACAAAAGUGUGUAUAUAACAUUAAAAAUUGAACAUCAAAUAAAGUUUUAAACACAUUGGUACAACAAA